This is a messenger RNA of Marmota flaviventris (yellow-bellied marmot), 1793 nucleotides long. The record is from RefSeq and is a predicted model, not a curated record. NCBI's taxonomy places the organism in Eukaryota, Metazoa, Chordata, Mammalia, Rodentia, Sciuridae.
GAGAAUCGAGGACGGCCGGCCUAGCCAGGCCAAGAAUGCUUUUGCCCCGGUGGUGGGAGCUGGGAGACCCCUGUGCUUGGACUGGACAGGGUCGGGGGACACGCAGGAUGAGCCCCGCGACCACUGGCACAUUCUUGCUGACAGUAGAAUAUGAAAAGAGAUAAAUGAAGAGUGGACAGAGAAAGAUUUGACGGUUUGCUUCUAAGCUUUUUUAUUAAGCUGGGCUGAUGACAUAAAUGGAACAGUUAACUGGAAGACCAAACAGGCCAACAGUUUUAUUAUCAGCAGAAAAAUGGCUGCUGGGAAGAAAGAUGUGUACACUAUCUUCUCGAAGGUGCACUCUGAUCGGAAUGUAUACCCAUCUGCAGGUGUCCUCUUUGUUCAUGUUUUGGAAAGAGAAUAUUUUAAGGGGGAAUUUCCACCUUACCCAAAACCUGGGGAGAUUAGUAAUGAUCCCAUAACGUUCAAUACAAAUUUAAUGGGUUACCCAGAUCGACCUGGAUGGCUUCGAUAUAUCCAAAGAACUCCAUAUAGUGAUGGAGUCCUAUAUGGUUCUCCAACAGCUGAAAAUGUGGGGAAACCAACUAUCAUUGAGAUAACUGCCUACAAUAGGCGCACCUUUGAGACUGCAAGGCAUAAUUUGAUAAUUAAUAUAAUGUCAGCAGAAGACUUCCCGUUGCCGUAUCAAGCAGAAUUCUUCAUUAAAAAUAUGAAUGUGGAAGAAAUGUUGGCCAGUGAGGUUCUUGGAGACUUUCUGGGGGCAGUGAAGAAUGUGUGGCAGCCUGAGCGCCUGAAUGCUAUAAACAUCACGUCGGCCCUAGACAGGGGCGGCAGGGUGCCGCUUCCCAUUAAUGACAUGAAGGAGGGUGUUUAUGUCAUGGUUGGUGCCGAUGUCCCAUUUUCUUCUUGUUUACGAGAAGUUGAAAAUCCACAGAAUCAAUUGAGAUGCAGUCAAGAAAUGGAGCCUGUAAUAACAUGUGAUAAAAAAUUUCGUACUCAAUUUUACAUUGACUGGUGCAAAAUUUCAUUGGUUGAUAAAACAAAGCAAGUGUCCACUUAUCAGGAAGUGAUUCGUGGAGAGGGGAUUUUGCCUGAUGGUGGAGAGUACAAACCCCCUUCUGAUUCUUUGAAAAGCAGAGACUAUUACACGGAUUUCCUAAUUACACUGGCUGUGCCCUCGGCAGUAGCACUGGUCCUUUUUCUAAUACUUGCUUAUAUCAUGUGCUGCCGACGGGAAGGCGUGGAAAAGAGAAACAUGCAAACACCAGACAUCCAAUUGGUCCAUCAUAGUGCUAUUCAGAAAUCUACAAAGGAGCUACGAGAUAUGUCCAAGAACAGAGAGAUAGCAUGGCCCCUGUCGACACUUCCUGUGUUUCACCCCGUAACUGGGGAGAUCAUUCCUCCUCUACACACAGACAGCUACGAUAGCACGAAUAUGCCCCUGAUGCAAACACAGCAGAACUUGCCACACCAGACUCAGAUUCCCCAGCAGCAGACUACAGGUAAAUGGUAUCCCUGAAGAAAGAAAACUGACUGAAGCAAUGAAUUUAUAAUCACACAGUUAUAGCAGUUGCAUCUUAUUUGUCUUUUCUUCCAAUAAUGCAUGAGCUUUUCUGGCAUAUGGUGUGCAUGUUGACAGUAUUAAUUAUGUACCAAAUAAUACAAUAUAACUUUGGUUUUACUAAUGUAUUUUUUUUGUACUUAAAUCAUUUUUGACAAUUUGUAAGACAUUGAUGACUUUAUAUUUGUUACAAUAAAAAGUGAUCUUUAAAAUAAACAUUAAUGGAGCCUAA